Molecule: messenger RNA, 1542 nt
Organism: Lycium barbarum (goji berry)
Lineage: Eukaryota; Viridiplantae; Streptophyta; Magnoliopsida; Solanales; Solanaceae
Exons: 6
Molecular function (GO): transferase activity, transferring alkyl or aryl (other than methyl) groups
Source: RefSeq, a predicted model, not a curated record
AUCAUCUUCUCAUCGUGGGUUAGACACCAAAGGGAAAUCAAAUUGGAGGGCGCUGUGAAGGUCCAGUUAUCAUCCAGUAGAAGCGGGUGGCAGAGCCUGCUGCUAGACAACACAAGGAUAAGAAUAAAGAAAGGAGAUGGAAAAGUGCAAGCACAUGUAUCAAAUGGUAAAGGUUUGACUGGUGCAAGCUUCCGACUUGACUACCCCAGUGUAGGAGCUACAGAAACUCUUAUGAUGGCGGCGUGUAUGGCUGAGGGAAAGACUGUGAUCUCAAAUGCAGCUCAAGAACCAGAGAUCAUUGACCUUGCUGGAUUCCUAACAAAUUGUGGGGCAAUUGUGGAAGGAGCAGGAACAGACACACUUUAUAUUAAUGGAAAGAGAAGGUUGUAUGGUUCUGAGUAUAGCAUAAUGUAUGACAGGAUUGAAGCUGGCACCUAUAUGUUGGCUGCUGCAAUAACUCAAUCGUGUAUCUCAAUGUCACCUGUGUCCCCCAGCAAUUUAACUUGUUUGGUAGACAAGCUUUCAGGUGCUGGUUGCAAAAUAUUACAGCUCAGUGAUGGCACUCUGGAGGGGUUCAGUAUCAAAACGAAUCCAUUUCCUGGAUUUCCGACAGAUCUCCAGCCUCUGACAAUGGCAUUGCUAUCAACAUGCAAGAGUGUAAGCAUCAUUGAGGAAUCUGUCUUUGAAAAUCGUAUGAGCCAUGUAACAGAGCUGCAGAAAUUUGGAGCUAAAAUUCAGCGCUGUGGGAGCACAGCAAUGGUUUAUGUGAAGGGAAAUGCAAGUCCAUUCCGUGGCUCUCAAGUUAUUGCAGCUGAUUUGCGUGGGGGGAUGUCAUUGGUUUUGGCGGGUCUGGCUGCUGAAGGAAUUACUGAAAUCAGUGGAAUAUCCCAUGUCGAUAGGGGUUAUGAAAGUUUAGAGAUGAAACUUCAGGGUCUAGGCGCCAACGUCAUAAGAAUGACUUCCUGAUAACCUCCGGUUUAGCUCAUGUGUUAAGGACGAUUUACAAGUCAGCAUCAAGUCAUGGGAAUGCUUCAAAAUAUCAAAGAACAAGCUCGAAGAAUAGCUAGGGAUGUUGAAAUUGGACCUCUAUAGAGACGACCGCGAUUGCGAAUGGGGGCCAACAGGAAGACUAUCCCGAACGCAAAGGUCACUAUUGUGGACGAGUGCCUAGAGGCUAUGAAUCGCGAAUGCGACAUGGCCAACCGCUAUUGCGGAGCACUGUCAAACCUGAGGUGCCACAAUUACAAGAUUAUUCACCGCAAUAGCGAGGUACUGCAACAAUGGCCAAGUUUUGCUGCUUUAAACAAAGUCCAUUUGGCCAUUUGUGUAUUUAGCUUAAUUGCUACUAUAAAUAGUAACUCUUACGGUCAAUUAGUUUAGUUUUUGAUGACUGAUGAAACUGUUGUGAGCCUUACGAUUAUCUAGUUAGGAUUUAGCGUUUAACUUAGUUCUCUUUAGAAACCUCUUAAUUACACGAUAGUUAGGUAGUUCUUGUGUGAGUUCUCUAUCUAUCUUUGGAUUGUUCCAUUAAUGGAAUGUUAA